Messenger RNA from Xyrauchen texanus (razorback sucker), 2602 nucleotides. RefSeq names its product Ras suppressor protein 1 (gene rsu1). Gene Ontology annotation, molecular function: protein binding. Bases 153 to 986 code for a protein of 277 amino acids. The transcript is spliced from 9 exons. Lineage: Eukaryota; Metazoa; Chordata; Actinopteri; Cypriniformes; Catostomidae. The record is from RefSeq and is a predicted model, not a curated record.
AAUUCGGAGACAUUUACAGACAUACUAUCAACUUCCGGUUGGGUGUGAGCGAGUGUCUUGCUUAAAAAAUAUCUAGUUUUACUGCCCUGAGGGCCUACAUUUUUGUUUUCAGUUUUGCCUGUACGCUUGAGUUUAUUCCGCACUGUUAGAAAAUGUCUAAGUCACUGAAGAAGAUAGUGGAGGAGAGUCGGGAGAAGAAUUUGCCAGAGGUGGACAUGUGUGACAGAGGAAUUUCAAACCUACUGGAUAUUCCUGGGCUGUUCACCUUGUCCAACAUAACCCAACUGGUGCUGAGUCACAACAAGCUGAAUGCUGUGCCUCCAAACAUCACAGACCUGAAGAACUUGGAAGUGUUGAAUAUGUUUAAUAACCAGAUUGAAGAGCUUCCAACCCAGAUCAGUAGCCUUCAAAAACUGAAACACCUGAACCUUGGGAUGAACAGGUUGAGUACUCUUCCAAGAGGGUUUGGAUCUCUUCCGGCAUUGGAGGUUCUGGAUCUUACGUACAACAACCUGAACGAGUCCUCGCUGCCUGGGAAUUUCUUUUACCUUACCACCCUGCGCGCGCUCUAUCUCAGUGACAACGAUUUUGAGAUUUUGCCCCCAGACAUCAGCAAGCUGGCCAAGCUACAGAUAUUGAGUUUGAGGGAUAAUGACCUCAUCUCUAUGCCCAAAGAGAUAGGAGAUCUUGCUCAGCUAAAGGAACUUCACAUUCAAGGGAACAGACUCACAGUACUGCCUCCUGAACUUGGUAACCUGGACCUGACGGGCCCGAAGCAGGUGUUUAAGGCUGAGAAUAACCCCUGGGUGACUCCUAUAGCUGACCAAUUCCAGCUGGGCAUCUCUCACGUGUUUGAGUAUAUCCGCUCGGAGACCUACAAGUAUCUUUAUGGGAGACACAUGCAGGCCAACCCCGAGGCGCCCAAAAAGAACACGGACAAAUCCAAAAAGAUCAGCCGCAAGCCGCUGGCGGCCAAAAACAAGUGAAGAAGAGUAUGAAGAAGGGCUGAUCCAACUCUCUGAGCUGAACCUCACUGCAUGUGCCUUCCCGUUUUAUAUUUAUUCUGAAAAUAUGUUUUAUAUUGCUUCAGUAUUAUGUUAAUCACUAACCUCUGGGUGAGUCCACCCUUGAUACGCCCCAAAACCCGUUACUGAAUGUUAUUGACCCAAGUUUUAAAAGUGACUGUCUGAUUUUGCCAAGAGACAAGUGUCCUUUUUUUCUACUUACGAUCUACAUAUUUACACUGUUUAAGAGUAAGUGCUACUUCUGUUAAGUCACACUUGAAAGGAAUGGUUAACUCAAAAAUGAAAAUUCUGUCGUCAUUUAUUCACCCUCGUGUUGUUCUAAAGCCGAAUGCAGUUUACUUUUCUGUUUUACAAAAACAAAAGUAGAAAUUGUUAGAGAUUUUCUUUUUUUUUCUCUUGCAAUUAAAAAGAAUGGUGACUGGAGCUUUCAAGAUUUCGGAAUAAUGCAAAAGUGCCAUAAAAGCAGCAGUACAAUUCAUGAACAAAUAGUUAUGAAGAGUCUAAUGUUUUUAAUGACUCUAAAACUAGUCUGAAUAAUUCAUUCACAAGUCCAGUUUUGAGGUCACUCCCGGUACAGUGGUUAACAGUUUUCUGGAGCUGAAGAUUAUUAGUGAAUAAUGACUUAAAUGUUGGUCUUUUCCUCACACAAAUCCAUAGUAAUGAUUCGUAUAUUCGUUAAAGCUCUUGUGUCCAUCCUUUGUAAUUGCAAAGAAAACGACAAGCACAUUCUUCAAAAUUUCUCCUAGUGUGUUCUACAGAAGAAAUAUUGGUCAUGGUCAAAUUGGUUUGGAACAACAUGAUGGUGAGUAAGGGAAUUUUCAUUUUUGGAUGAACGAUCUAUUUAUCAACAUUAUUGUACAUGGUGUUGGACGUUAAUCAGGUUUCUGAACAUGUUUCUUUUGCCUGAAUCGCUAGAGAGGCAGAGGAAGUAUUGUCCUAUCCAGCCAUCCACAUGAGGAGAGCAGCAUUUCUUAGUGAAUUCUUUGGGGUAGUGACAAAGCUUGUAUAACUGUACAGGGAUUUAGCCAAAGUUUUGGGGUCUUAGUCGAGUCUGAGCAGGAUUGUGUCAGGUCUCUGGGGGGAUGCCGCUGACUGCUUCCUCUGCCUCUUAAUGACAGAUAUGAAUGGCUGCAAAAGAAAGCUUCAGAUGGUACACAGCCGAAACCAGACAGAAACGUCCCACUGGCCAUUUGAAAGGGUCAACAAGAUAUCGCAACAAACCAUAGAUGGCGUUCUUUGAAACCAUCAACAUGUAACAGCCAAUGUUUCUGACUGUUAUUGUUUUCAAUGUAACAUGACAGUGCAACUUCUUACCGAACAAUGCAGUUUAUAAAAAAAUGGAUUGUGGUCGAAAUAAUUUAGCAAUAAUUGUAAAUUUGGUUGUAAUGAUGCCCACUACGCCUUUAGGUUGCAUACACUAACAUCUUCUUAUUCUGCAAAGCUUGAAGUUUUACUUUUUUUACAGAUGUGGUUUAUAUUGUAAAAGGUCACAGAAUGUUUAAUUAAUUACAUUAUAAAGCUGUAAUAUUUUAAUCUCUUUUAUCAUGCGCACAUGAAGCUAUGCGCCUUGUGCUGUA